GUCCCUCCCCCUCCUCCGCGCCGGGGAGCCGCGAUGGUGCGCUCCGGCCAGCUGUGCGCCGCCGAGUGAGGCGCCAGCCCGUGGGUGCUGCCGGGGGCGGCGGCGCGGAGGUGGGGCACAGCUGGGGGCGGCGCGGGCCUCGGUGCUCUGCUCGUGGCCGGGGGCGAAGGUGACGACCGCUCGCGAGGUGCUGGUGCUGUUGAGCAGCUCCGGGCCCGAUUCCCUGGUCCCGGUGCUUGGCGGCCCUGCUAUCGACCCUAGGUCGGCGCAGGCAGGAGCCUGGGGAGAAAUUGGCGGUGGCGCGACUGCCGGCGACGGCCGGCUGGAUGCAAGACCUGCGUGGACCGGGCGGUGGACAGCGGUUGUCGACUCCAAGGAGUGGAUCGCCCAGCAGAGGAGCCCGACCGCGCUGGCCAUGGCCUCCAACUUUAACGACAUAGUCAAGCAGGGCUACGUGAAAAUCCGCAGCAGGAAGCUAGGGGAGGAAGAUUCUCUGAUGAAGGCUGAGCAAGGCACUGAUUUAUGGAUUUUCAGACGAUGCUGGUUGGUUUUUAAGAAGGCUUCUAGCAAGGGACCUAGAAGGCUAGAAAAAUUUCCAGAUGAAAAGGCAGCUUAUUUCAGAAACUUUCACAAGGUAACUGAACUGCACAACAUCAAAAAUAUAACCAGACUGCCUCGAGAGACAAAGAAGCAUGCAGUGGCAAUUAUCUUUCAUGACGAAACGUCAAAGACAUUUGCUUGUGAGUCAGAACUGGAGGCUGAGGAGUGGUGCAAACACCUUUGUAUGGAAUGCCUGGGGACAAGGCUGAAUGACAUCAGCCUAGGGGAGCCUGACCUACUGGCAGCUGGGGUGCAGCGGGAACAGAAUGAACGAUUCAAUGUCUAUCUUAUGCCUACACCCAACCUGGAUAUUUAUGGUGAAUGCACAAUGCAGAUCACCCAUGAGAAUAUCUAUCUCUGGGAUAUCCACAAUGCCAAGGUCAAGUUGGUGAUGUGGCCUCUUAGCUCACUAAGAAGAUAUGGUCGGGAUUCAACGUGGUUCACCUUUGAGUCAGGAAGAAUGUGUGACACGGGAGAAGGACUAUUCACUUUUCAAACAAGGGAAGGAGAAAUGAUCUAUCAGAAGGUCCACUCUGCAACACUGGCCAUAGCUGAGCAACAUGAAAGAUUAAUGCUAGAAAUGGAGCAGAAGGCCCGGCUUCAGACGAGCUUGACUGAACCAAUGACGUUAUCGAAAUCCAUCUCUCUUCCACGUAGUGCAUACUGGCAUCACAUUACGCGUCAGAACAGCGUUGGAGAAAUCUACAGCUUGCAAGGUCAUGGGUUUGGCUCAUCAAAGAUGUCCAGGGCACAGACAUUUCCCAGUUAUGCUCCAGAACAGAGCGAAGAGGCUCAGCCACCAUUGUCACGGUCCAGCAGCUAUGGAUUCAGCUAUAGCUCCAGCCUCAUUCAAUGACACACAGAGGCCAUCAGUGACCAGCAAAACAGUCUGCCCUGGACCUGCCAUGGGGUCAUUUCGCCCCGUGCCUCCUGGAAGAUCAAUUGCAGUACAAAUUAACAUUGGUAGGGCCUAGUCCCAACUGGAAGGUUAAAAACUGGAGUUCUGCUUCCUUGAUUCAGUGGUUAAGUCCUUUAUUUAUUGAAUUUCUAUGGGGGAAAUCUAUGUUUUACAAAAAAAAAAAAAAAGAAUCCAAUAAUAUGAACACUCAUUUAAGUAAGAAAAAUUCUUUGUGUCUGACAGUAACAGAAGCCUUGGCACUGGGAAAUUUGCCGACUCUAGAUUGCGUCUGGGUGGGAGUCACUGACAUUUGUCCUUAAUGCUGUGUGCUCCUGUUUGGACACAGGGCCUAUCUUUAAACAUAAUGAUGACCCACUAUAAGCUCUGUGGCUUUGUCAGUUUUGACAGAAACAAAUCAAGUAAGCUCUACACAUGGCAUCUUAACUCUCCAUGUAAAGAAGCUCGGUGACAAUUAAGGGGAUAUGAAAUUAGAAUAUUCCAUUAAGAAGGGCCCUGUAGCUCGAGUGUGAGUGUGUGUGUGUGUGUGUGUGUGUGUGUGUGUGUGUGUGUGUGUGUGUAAGAUAUUGCUAUAUCCAUCUACAGAUUAGGAUAUAUCAAAUGUUCUGAGAGUGACAGGAUAUGCUCACUUAAAUUAUUGGAAACUAAUUUGUUGUGUUAAAAUUUUGUUGACUAGAUACUUUUAAAAUAGUGCUGUUAGAAAAUGAAAAUGGCUCCCUACUAGCAACUGUAUCACACUAGCCCACUCUGAUCCUAUGAGGGUUAUGAGCAGAAACCCAAGAGCGAAGCCUUUUGGCAAUAAGGUUACCAGCCCAGCUGCCCUGCAUGUUCGUUGUGCUGUCUUUCUGGUUGGUGUUGCCCUGUCAUUGACUGUUUCUCUCCAUGGCUAUCCAUCUGAGCUACUUGAGAAAUUGCUGUAAUCUCCAACUCCAGAGAGAGACGCCAAAAUGUUUGAGAAAGACACAAAGCUACACUUAAAGUGAACUCAGCUAUCUUACAGCUAAGAGAAGAACAAAUGAUACCCAAAAGUAGAUGUUAGUGUUUUAAAUUGCACAGAUGAAUUCUUUCAAGAGUCAUUAGGGGGUUGGCAUUUGCUAUGGAAUCAGAAUUCGCUUGGCUUGAAUUUUUUGUACUGAACUUGAUUGGGAUGACAAGAGAGUGUUUCACUUGAAAUUUUUUCAGCUCUAGAAUAUGACAAAUUUCUCAGUUUGAAGGGAAAUGGGAAAUUCUACUUGAAGAGGAAAAGUUUGGCUAAUUCAGGUCAACAUAGACAUGUUUGCCCAUAAUUUAGGGAGUGAAAAUAUAAAUUACUCUGCUUGACCCACCUGGUGUCAUGUGCCUAAACUAGAUUAUCUGUCAAGGAAUCCAGAUCAGAUUUCAAGAACCAAGGUCAAACAAGAGGAAAAUCUGAUUUUUUCCUUGAUAGCAAAAUGUUCUAUGUUCAUUUAGGAGCUAUGUUCUACUAAAAGGGUAGCCUUUCACUGAUCCCCAUUAAGAUUUCACUCAUCCCUUAUCCAUAGCUUGUGAGCAGAUUGACAACUUCUUUCAGUGAAUGACUACAGAGGAAAAGUGGUUAUGCAUCCCUCCUUGAUAAAUGUGCACUUACUGUAACUACCUACUCUCCCCAAAUCACUCAGAUAGGUAUGAAAAUCUCAUAAAGAUACUAAUCAUAAGUGUUAAUGUGGCUGUGAAAAAUAAUUAUCAUAAGCCUUCAGGGAUAAAAAGAAAAUUACCCAAACUAUGCCCUGUUGAUUUUGCUGACAUAGCAGAAGAGCAAAAUACUGGGUCCUUCUGAGGAGAGAGAAUGCAGUCUUCCCUGGAAUCCCACUUUUCAGGGUUAAUGCCUCUGAGUUUCUUUAACACAUGGCAUCUGCUGUAGAAAUGCCAUUAGUAAAUACAUCAGAGCAACUCUGAGCUGAGACUGUUCUAGCACAGUUCCUAGUGUGGCCAUCAGAGCAAGCGUCUCCCUGGCUCACUGAGUCGAGCUGUUGCUUGGAGACCACGAGUUUCUACAAGGGACUUAUGGGGAAAGGCCCUGAGGGGUCUUGAUUCACAUCUCAGCUUUAUCAAUGUGCCAGGAGCACAGAUAGCAAGUCCGGUGGGAUUCUGCUAAUUACGAGUCUGCUCUUGUGUCUCUUUGGUGGGCAACAAGUACCCACAUAAAGUAACUUCAAAAUUUGGUUCUGAUCAUUAACAAUGAGUAUCACUGAGAAGGAACGUAAAACCAUGCAUAAGUUUAGGCCAAUUUUUUUCUGAAAAUAAAGUCACAAAAAGUGUGAGAGAUGUAUCUCCUUAGUCUUUAACCCAAUCUCACCAUAGUGAGAAUAAUAUUGUAAAAAUAUUUCAUGAUACAUUUUUAGGAGCUUUAUUCUAGCAUACUCCUCUGAGUAUAUUUAAAAAUUUUAGCUAAGUUGAAACUGCUAAGAAAGCAGCAAGAGAAUUUAUAGUAGCCUAAUAUUCUUAACAUGAGGCAGUGUUAAUUGUAAUAAAAGAGACAAACAGAUGAACCUAUAAAAACCAAAGAUGGAAAGGUAUUUGCAACUGUCUCCUGGAGCCUCAUAAAACCAUUCCACCAUAAUUACUAGAAUGGCUGUGGGCAUGUGUUAGCCCACCCAAGCCUGUAGGUUCUUGACUGAAAAUGCCUCUACACUUUGCAAUUGUUCUCACUUCAGAAAUUGUAUUAUACCUUAAAUAUACAUGUGACUUUCUCAUCGUGAGAUAGAACCUGCUGCGCACCAAAGACAUCUUUUGGCCCCUUCUGAGUAUGACUCAGUUGGGCUUCCACUCAGAUUUAUACAGAGUGGUAAGAUGGUUACCAUAUCUCUAUCAGUUGUUAGACACCAGUGAUGAAGAAGGCUGACAUGCAUGAGAAAGUCUCUUCAAGAAGUAAACCAAGCCUGAAGGUAUACACAUUUCACAUAAAUAUUUUUUUAGGAGGGUUGGUUUUUCUACCCUAGUGUUUUUCUUCUAUUAUAAGUAUGACUUGUAACACAUACCAAUAUAUUAAAUACGCAGAAAAGCAUAAAUGACCUUGGUCCACUGUUUUACUAUUCUGUUGGGUGGGGGUUGAUACAAAAACAUACCUUUCAUUAAGUGAUUGAACAAAAAAUAGGCACUCAGAUAAUUUUCUUAGACAAGUUGGAAAUAGUUUUGAAUCAAUAGAGUUGGCCACUGCCAUAAUUUGAAUUUAAUAAAAUAAAAAACACAUAUCUAGAGUGAGCCUUUUGCUGGUUCAGAAUCACGCCAUUGUUUCAUAUAUUAGGGAAGUUGCUGUUUGAUAGAGCAUGUGAAAUGAAGAGAAGCAUAUUUAUUAGAACCAAACCUUUCCUUGUUCUAGUAUCUAGACUACUAGUUCCAGUGUGCAGUUCUUCCGACUUCACUGGGAAACUUUGUUUGAAAAUCACUCAUCUUCUUUAUAAAAUGACCAGCUAUUCAUAUCUCUCAUCUAACAUACAAGCAGUGGGGUAAUCAGUAUUUUCACACUGUUAGCUGUAGACUUUACAAUCCAAUUUAUUGCAUGUGGUAUCCUUAAAAUGGAUAUUAAAAAUACAUCACAAAGACUGACAUUUAACCCUCAUUCUUUGGUCAAGGUCUCACAAAACUUUGUUUUGAAGAAAGCAUGAGUAAUUUACUUCUUUGAUUACUGGAACCACUUACAAAAUAACCAUUAAUGCUACAGUGAAAACAAGCUAAGGAAAUUACAUUAUUAUAAAAACUUGUAGUCCAGUCUUGACUAUUCUAAUACACCACUAUAAAUGGGCAAUAUACAUUCAGAGGUCCUGAUGUUUAGGCCUUUAAUUCUUCAUGUUUCACUAAGUACAAAUAUAAUGUUAAUGACUGCUUCAGAUCUAUUUACAUGUCUACCAAAAUAGUGCAAUGACAACUUGCUUUUACAAUUAUUAGUUAUACAAUCUUUGGACUACCAGUGCCUCAAAAAUAGACCCAAAAAAGUAUCAUUUGAGUAUGUACUCAUAGUUUUAAAGUAAGUGAUAUGCUACAUAAAUUAAUGUCAAGCCUAGGAAAUUUAUGGGUAUUCAUAGUUUAUGAAAUUUAUGGAAAUUACCAAUAGAAGAAAUAGAGUCAAAGAGAAAUUAUCAGUCAGUAGGACAAUUUGAACAAAAUGAUAAAGAAUUCAUUGGUACAAACAGCAAAACACUUGGACCCUACUUUUCCAAGAUUCUGAUCCCGUUCUCUGUGGCAGAUUCUGCCUUCUUCACUGAUAUUCAGCUAGUAAUUUGUUCAAGUUAAAACUAUUCAGUCAUAUUAUAUAUUGACAUAAGCAUAGAACACACAUUACCAACAAAUGUGCUGCUUUCAGUUUGUGAAAAAAAAAUUAACACAAAAGAAGGUAUGUAUGCUGCAGUUUUAGUAUGUAGGAAUUGCUUUCUGUAGGCAGUCUCCUUGGAAUUUCACCAUAAAGUCAUGUUGUCAAUGAGAAUGGUUAGUUGCUCAGUAUGUGAAGAGAAACAGAUAUCCCCAUAUCUACAUAUUUUGUAAAUGGAUUAGAAAGAUCCAUUUUGUGUGUGGAUCUACCACAAGUCCAUAAUUUCUUACUCAAGAAUGUGAACCUCGAAACAUUUCUACAGUUAUUCUCAGAGAAGAAGGUUUAAAUAGUUUAACAAGUUUUGUGCAAAAAAUCUUGAGAAUCCAGGCACAUUUUUUGAAAUAGGCUUAAACCCUAGCAGCAAUUUAAAGGUCGUACAGAGUGAAGGGUUCAUUUCAUGUUACCCUGGAAGAAAACUGAAAUGUGUGGGUGUUGUAAUUUGUUCAGAGACAAUAAACAGCUGGGUAUGCUUUCCUCCUGUUUCAGACCCCAUGAAUGUUCCCUAGUUGCACCUGUCUCUCAGCAGAAUGUGGUGGGAACUGGGGAAUAGCACGUGGUCUCAGAAUACUUAAGCCCUUGUACCUUGAAAUGCUUGCCUUUCCUUUUUUACGUGUUUUUCUUCCUCUUGGACUCAUCACCAAUGAUACCCAGAAAACUUUUUAGCCAACUCACUCCAUUGAUUUCUAUACACCUGUUCAUUUACAGAUUGUCAUCCAAUACUUUAUUACCUCAAACAAUACGCAAACUCAAAGUUAAGGAGAUUUUUGUUGUUGUUGUUUGCUUGCUUGCUUUUUGUCAUUGUUGUUUUUCUCCACUAACUACUCUAUGGUAACUGUCAGUAUUAGUUUGGGGGUCUUCAUCCCUCCACAUGACAUUAUGGUUCCAUGGUCAAUGUUUGUCACAGUUGGAUUAGAUAGCUGACAACAUUAGGGCCACAUUCUUUCAUGGAAACCUCACAGUUUCCUUUCUCAAAAAAAAAUUAAGAGAAUAGAUUUUUUUUUUUAUAUUUAAAUGCCAUAUCCAUCAAGUUUUUUCUUAUGAACUUAAGUAGGCAAUUAUUUAAAUUAUUUGAAAUUUAGAUGAAUAAGAAAAAUUUAAAAAUCACCUUUACUUGCAUUUUCAGAGACUUUUCCCAAGGUUAAUGUAGUAUGAUCUUGUAAAUAUUUGUAAAGGAAAAAUUCACUUGUAAAAGAAAUAUCCCCUGUAAUAAUUUCAUAUACACAAUAAGUUUUAAUUUUAAAUUAUUUAAUUUUCUCUGACAACAUCACUAAUCUGAAGUCAGAAAAAUAAUUUAUUUAGAAAAUGUUACCACUUUUCUGAACCAAUUUUAGUAGCUAAUACAAAUAACUUAAAAGUGUAUCACUCUCAGGAUAGUUUUAGACUGAGCACAUAAAAUCAACCCUCUCUGUAGACAGAACUGUGUAUCCGUGGAGUAAUCUACCAAGUUGGUCAGGAGUGGUAGAGUGCUUGAAACUCAAUCACUGAAGUCACUCAAGGUAUAGAUAGUUUCAAAACAAUCAAGUAUUUGAAUUUUAUAACCACAAAUUCCAAGGAAAAAAGAUGAUUUAAUUUUAAGCCACUGCAUGAUCUCUCUCAAAAGAAUCAUCCCAAGUGGCUCAUACUUACUGGCAAUAUGGCACACUAACAGAUGAUGGCCAAGUACAGAAGACAGUGAUACUACCACCUUCAUGUCACACAUAAACCAGAACCGAACAUGAUUAUUAUGAACUAGAAUCCAGACCCAUGAAUCUAUUGUGUAGUUCAAGAAACAAUGCUUGAUAUGGACAAAAAGUAUAUAUAUAGAGAGGUGUAUUAAUGUCUAGAUGAGGGGGUGGAGCUCUACACUGGAGAUGAGCUGUACAACAUAGUUUGCUUUUCUCCAUUUCUUAGACACUGUAAGAGGCAGUACAUGAUCCACACCAGCAAAUCCGUCUGCUGAAGGCCAACCAGUGUCAUCUUCACUGCAGGUGACAAGAGACAAUGGCUCCCUUGUCCAUUCCCAUGGGCCCCAACCAACACACACACUCACAUCCACAGAUACACUCUUCACCUUUGACUUUUGACUCACUCUAUCUGUUUUCAGUGAAGUUGGCACUUGUCUUUUUAAAAUAUCAUUUGUUGUAAAAUAGUUAUCCCAGUGAUCUCAAAAAUAUACUAAAUUAUACAUUAUAUGUCUGCUUCCUGUAAAUCUUUAUUUAACUAAUUUAUAUAUACUUUCUGAAGUCUUCUACUGUGCAUUUAUUGUUAUAAAGGGAUAGCAUUUGUUGUUGAUCCAAUAUAAUGAUUAUGAUAAUUUUGAUAAAAUUAACAAGACAUUUAUCCAUGACUAAGAAAUAAAACACCCACUACAAAUUUGCUUCACUUGGAAAACAUGACCUACUACAUCUUAUUCUUAGUCACAAUCUAUUCCAAAUAAAUAGUCUAGGUAUAUCUGGACUUAAAUACUAGUUGAAACUCAACUUUUCAAUGAAAUGUAAAGUAAAACACUGUACAUGGAAAGUAAAUAUGAAUUUCUGACUGAGCAUAAAAUAUUAUAAUAAGGCAAUAAUAAUAUUAAGAAAUUCAGUUUUUUAAUUAGUGUUUGUGACUUUUGCCCUUCAGCAAAAAUACAUAGUUGAAGAAUUUGCUUCUCCUAAAUUUAUCAUUUUGUACAUAUUUCAAUCCUUAAGAGAUUAUUGAGUUCUUAUAAUUCCUAGAAUUUCAAAGUGGCAUUGCUUCAAAGAGGGUAACAUAGUUGUACAACAUUAAAAUUUGCUUCAUCACUUUAAAAUGGGUAAAACAUCUGAAAUAUUAUUCUUCACCACAACUCUGCAUGAAUGAAAUUUUGAAUUAAUGCAAUGGCUUUAUCCAUAAUAUUUGACUUUUCUAGCACUGUAAUGGUGAUCUCCUUUUAUUUUUGUCAUGUGAUGAAUGUAACUUUGUAAUUAACCAGAAUUCUGACAAUCAUAUCUUGCUAACCUCUAAAAUGUUAACUGCUUUCAUCACUUAUGAGCUUGUGAUUUUCAAAAUAAAGUGAAAGAGAGCCCUUUAUUAAUUGUAAGGUUACUGAGAAUUUAUUAUAUAUUUCCAGUAUUUUCCUAACCUUAUAUUACAAUAGAGUUAGAAUUCUAUUGGGUUGAAUAUGCUUUGAAGAAAUCGUGGAACAUUAGUAUUAAUGAUAUCAUUACAAUCAACACAUUUAUUGUCUGUUUUCGAGUGAAAAGACACCCAGAAAGCAUAAGUGACUUACACAAAUGUGAUGUAAUUAGAUUUUGGGUUUUCUUCUAUCUUUCUGCUCACUCAUUAAGGGUAAUGAAAAUUAAUUAAAAUGAAUAUUUGGCAGCAAGAUUGGACAUCAAAAUUGAAAUUCACAUGAUGCUAACUGUCCUGCAGAGAUGUGAUCCAUGAUUUCCUUUUUAAAUUUUCUUCUCAUGGUACAGCAGUCUUUGUCACUUGAAUGUCACUCUAUCAAGAUAGACAUUUGCUGAGCCUAUUUCUCAAACUUGAACUGAGCCUUUCUGGUUAGUUGCUUAAUGAUAUUUCCCCUUCUAAAGAAUGCAUGCCCCUAAAGAAAAUCUAAAGUUUCUCAAUCCUGGAGAAACCAAUUUAGAUUGUAGAUCCUGAUCACACAGUCAAGUAGUGUUAAGUUCCCUUGAUUGGGAAGUAUAGCCACAUAAACUUGUAAAAAUAAAAAUAAAAAAAACAAUAAAAAAUGUCUAGGGCCCUUUGAUGCUACACAGUUUGGAAAAAUGCUUAAGAGUGGAAUGAAAAUGAAAAUACCCAUUCUUUCUAAAUAGUGAAUAAAAUACAAUUUAUUCUGAAUACCAAUUUUUGUGCCAUUUUCAUAGGAAAUUAAUGAUGUGAAUUUGAUGGGGUUUCUUUCCCUUUUGUCACAAUUAAGAUCAUGGGGACUAUUUAUUUUUUCUGGGGAAAGUAUCUUUAUGAAGAAUGUAAUGGUUUAUAUAAGCUUAGAGCUGACAUCAAAGACAAUAUUUAAUGAAUACAUGCCACAGGGCACAGCCCUGAAGCAAUUCCUCUGCUAUUUUUGUAACAUACAAACAAACCAGCUUUGUCUGUUUCCAAGUUACUCAAAAAAAUAUGUUAGAUAAAUUGAUCUAAUUUUGGUAUCCAUAUGGUGACUUAUUAAAAUAAAUGUUUGAGCAAGAACUGGCUAGAAUAUCUAACAUUCAUGAAAAUGUGAAUUGUCCUAUUAUUUAGGCAUUUUAGAAUAUCCGGCUACUGAUUUAUGCUGAGUAUGAUCUCAAAGUCCAGUCAAUCACUAAAUGCUUACUGAGUUCUUGCUACCUCCAAAAUACAAAUAAAGGACAUGCAAUAUCUUCUGA
This is a messenger RNA of Peromyscus californicus insignis, 10162 nucleotides long. It is a transcript of the gene Dok6, whose product is annotated as docking protein 6. The transcript has 9 exons. Gene Ontology annotation, cellular component: cytoplasm. Gene Ontology annotation, biological process: cell surface receptor protein tyrosine kinase signaling pathway; positive regulation of MAPK cascade. The record is from RefSeq and is a predicted model, not a curated record. The coding region runs from base 416 to 1456 and encodes 346 amino acids. NCBI's taxonomy places the organism in Eukaryota, Metazoa, Chordata, Mammalia, Rodentia, Cricetidae.